GUAUAAGGAUAAAACACUCUCAGCUUAGUCCUCGCAAAAGGUCAUUCGCUAAAUAUCCACCCCGCAUGAUGGCAGCCAGCAAGGCUAUUCCGCGGGAACGACUCUUGGCUCUGCAGCACGCUUACGAUACGCUCUGCAUAUACCUCGGCUUCCACGACGAUGAAAAGCACUUCUUGCGGCAGAUCCUAGAUGGGGACUUCAUCAGCCCCUUUUUCGCAGAAUAUCAACGCGACUACCUCGAAGCCGAAGUAGAGAUCGAGGAUGUAGAUUGCGAUGAGCUAUUCAGAUGGUGCAGGUCAAAGAACGCGUUCGCGUUGCCUAAGUAUGUAAGCUCUAAGACGCCGAGUAAGGGAAAUUGGACGGCGCUCGAUCACGCGGCUCGGUUUCUCGUCCGCGCUCUUCGGUUCAGUUGGGAGAACGAUGGUGAGUGGACACAUGGGAAAUUCGAUCCUGAUAACGACCAGGAUUUGGAGAGCGAUAGAGAGUUUCAUCAGGUCUGGGCCAUCCUGCGGUAUCUUCAGAUAGAAUGGGAAGCCGCUAAUAUCGACGAGUGGGGAGGGGACAGCAUAAGUGAGACUCUCGCGGACAUGUUAUCCAGUCGAUUAUAACUCGGAGAUGAGGUUAAAGCCGGGCAGAUUCGUUUUUUUAUGUAGCACCAGGUAUAAUGUAGGCUAAGGCGCAUGGGGGUUGGGGGUUGGGGGUCGGUGGCGAUUCGAAGCGGGUAGUAUGACCAAAGCCAAUAUUUCUCCCGAUAGGCUCUACAUUACCAACUCUUAUUAUAUUCAUUUAUAUUUAGUAAAUAUUAUUUAUAAAGGCUACGAG
Molecule: messenger RNA, 822 nt
Organism: Daldinia decipiens
Lineage: Eukaryota; Fungi; Ascomycota; Sordariomycetes; Xylariales; Hypoxylaceae
Exons: 2
Coding region: 66-608 (180 amino acids)
Source: RefSeq, a predicted model, not a curated record